This is a messenger RNA of Fusarium pseudograminearum CS3096, 2529 nucleotides long. RefSeq lists its product as uncharacterized. Gene Ontology annotation, biological process: small GTPase-mediated signal transduction; cytoskeleton organization. The coding region runs from base 1 to 2529 and encodes 842 amino acids. Gene Ontology annotation, molecular function: GTPase activator activity. NCBI's taxonomy places the organism in Eukaryota, Fungi, Ascomycota, Sordariomycetes, Hypocreales, Nectriaceae. The transcript has 3 exons. Gene Ontology annotation, cellular component: cell division site; plasma membrane; cytoplasm. The record is from RefSeq and is a predicted model, not a curated record.
AUGCCGGGGUUUGCUGAUUCCUUCUGGUCGAGCGACUACGCUGCAGGACUAGGUGUUCUGUUCACCAAGCUGCAACAAGGUGUCCAUGAGAACAGACAAGUUCUGACUAUUGCACGUCUGCGUGCCGAGGCCGAGGAGACUUAUGGCCAGCGCCUUAGCGAUAUUGCUCCUGCUGCUGAUAAGGUUGCCGGUGGCUUCAGUCGUGAUGAUGGAGCUACCGUUCGUAAGGCUUUUGAUGGCAUGCGAAAUGAGAUGCAAGAUGCUGCCCGUAACCAUCGUCGCAUCGCUCAGAGCAUCCGCGACCUCGUCGUCAAUCCUUUCUCCCGUUGGUGCGACUCCCACGAAGCUCGUAUCCAAGAUUCCCAAGAUGAGUUGCAGGUCCGAAUCAAAGCUCACGACCGUCAAGCCGAGGCUGUCAAGAAGCUCCGAUCUGUUUAUUUCAACAAGUGCCGAUUAGUGGAGGAUCUCGAGGAGGAGAAUAAACUGGCUUUCCAGGACCCCGAAACCAGCCCCAAAGCUGGCCAGAACAUCCCUGAAAUCAAGGUCCAGCCACACAAGGAGGAGGAGCCUGAAGAAGAGGAACUUUAUGAGAUUGGCGACGAUACUUAUCAGCCCGAACAAGUCAAGAAGAUUAUUUCCCAAAUGCUCUCCAGCAUCAAGAUGGGCGAGACCAAGGUGCCAAUUCUGGGAACGUAUCUCAACACUUCUUCCGGUUCCGAUAUUGUCGAAUAUCUGCAGCGUAGCAUGGGCAACAUCAACGUCGCUUAUGCCGAGCGCAUUGGUCAAGAUCUUGUUAACAACGGUUUCCUGCGACUCAUUGGAAAUGUGGGCAGCACAUUUGCCAACAGCUCCAAGAUGUUUUACCAAUGGCAAUCCAAGGCUUUCACAAUGGCUGGUGUCCCCGAAAAGAAAUCCAUCAACCGCACUUUCUCGCUUGCCUCCACCGGAUCUGAAGGCGCCGAAUCUCCCGUUGGAACAGUCAGCGAGUACCUCGCCAACUGGAAAGUUCUCAAUAACUCUCACCCGGGCGAGACCCCGAGCCAGCGCAUGCAACGGGAGGCACGUGAAGCUGACGAGAAGUACCGCGAGGGCGUUCGCAAGCUUGAUGAGUUGCGAUGCGAGCUUGAGGAGGCGAUCCAUCUCCACCUCAAGUUCCUCGAGCGAUGUGAGCUUGACCGCCUUAAAGCCGUUAAGACGGUCAUCCUCGACUUUUCGGGCACCAUUGGAAAUGUCAUCCCCAGUCUGCAGUCUACUGUAGACCAGAUGAUGCUCUUCCAAGAGACUAUUCAGCCCCAAAACGAUUUGCGGUAUCUGGUUGAGACUUAUCGCACUGGAAGUUUUGUGCCCAAGGUUGUGGUAUACGAGAAUUACUACAACAAGGUGGAUGAGCAGACGUUUGGUAUUGAUCUCGAGGCUCGUGCUAGGGCCGAUAAGAAGCGAGUGCCAAUGAUUGUCACAACUCUCUUGACCUUUUUGGAUCACCAUUACCCUGAUCUCGAAGGUGACGAAGCCAGGCGGGGUGUGUGGCUGUUGGAAGUUCCGCUGUCACAGUCACACAGUUUACGUGCCAAGGUCAACGACGGCAAGCCUGUUUCUCCUGAUGUUUUUGACGAUUUUGAUAUCCCCACGAUUGCUAGUCUGCUCAAGAUCUACCUUCUGGAACUUCCUGAUUCUCUGGUCUCCUCUCAUGUUUACGAAAUUAUCCGAACUAUUUACUCCACUCCCUCUACAGAUGCUGAUGAGUCUUCCCGUAUCGCUGCUCUCCAGUCUACUCUGUCUCAACUUCGUCUUACCAACAUUGCAACACUCGAUGCUUGCAUGAACCACUUUACUCGUCUUAUCGACCUGACCUCUGCUGAUGAAACCUAUGUUGCAUCACUCGCUAGUGCCUUGGCACCUUGCAUCUUGCGACCACGGACUGAGACGUCUCUCACCAUGGAAGAGAAGCAUGCGUACCGAUUGGUUCGAGACUUGUUUGCCCACAAGGAUGCGAUCUUUAGUGCCCUCAAGCGCAUGUCCAUGGUCACCCACUCGACUUCCGUAGGUAGCAACAACAGACCUCGAGCCAUUAGCACCGACGAGAGCAACCGCAAGGCCCUCAUGGAAGAGCGGAAUAGGGCUCUGCUUGAAAAGGCCAGCGCAAGCCGAGGCCGUGAUAAGAGCCCUGCCCCAGGCCCGCGCGGUCACCGCCGGGAUCGUAGCACAGGUGGACCAGAGACCCGGUUCCCCAUCGCAAGCCCAACAGCAGCGUCGGCUGUUGACCGACACCGUACCAGUCUUGGUGGAGUGAUCAAGCGACAGAGUCUUGAGGUUCCCGAGCCCGAUAGCGCUACACCUGUCAACGGCGAGGCAGAGAAGGACAAGUCUGAUGCCGACUCAGACAAACGUGAUAGCCGUGACAGCACAGGACGGACACCUACCAAGUUUGUUGGCGGUAAGCGAGUUCCUGUGGUGCCGUCCACUCCAUCAACUCCGCCUUCAGACUCGACUCGUGGGGUCCAACUUGAGGAUGCUCCGAUGGAAGACUAG